AUGGCACCGUAUGAAGCGUUAUAUGGUCGUAGAUGUUACACUCCUACUUGUUGGACUGAACUGGGUGAGCAACAAAUUCUGGGGCUGGAGCUAAUCGCUGAUACAGAAGACAAGGUAAAGUUGAUUCGAGGUCGGUUGAAAGAAGCGUUUGAUAGGCAGAAGUCCUAUGCAGACUUGAAACGUAAAGACAUUGAGCACUCUGUAGGGGAUUAUGUUUUCCUUAAGGUAUCGCCGUGGAAGAAAAUUAUGAGGCGGUACUGUUCUGAUCCCUCACACGUCGUGCCAGUCGAAGAAAUUGAUGUUAGGCUCGAUUUAACUAUUGAGGAGAAACCAAUGCAGAUCUUGGAGCAUGAUGUUAAGGUAUUGAGAAAGAAAUCUGUUUCACUGGUCAAGGUGCUUUGGCACAAUCACGGCGCAGAGGAGGCCACAUGGGAACCAGAAGAGGCGAUGCGGCUUUAUGGAUAUUUGUGGUCGCUUAUUACCACAAGAAGCCUUAUGGCUUGGUGGCGUGAGGUGUGCUUUGGCUUCAGGAAGGACUGGGGUUCGGAUCCUAUGAGCUGCAGAAGACGUCAUUUUGCUGCAUGGGGGUGGCAAGAGUUUAUGGCGAAUUCAAAUUCUUCCGUGUGGGAAUUUGAAUUGGUCUUUGGUUGUUGGGAGAAGAUUAUGGAGGGAUAA
Messenger RNA from Gossypium arboreum, 675 nucleotides. RefSeq lists its product as uncharacterized. The transcript is spliced from 3 exons. Lineage: Eukaryota; Viridiplantae; Streptophyta; Magnoliopsida; Malvales; Malvaceae. Bases 1 to 675 code for a protein of 224 amino acids. The record is from RefSeq and is a predicted model, not a curated record.